AUGGAUGAUCUAGGGGAGCUUCCCAGCGAUGUCGCCAUGAAGAAGAGGGAGAUGGUGCUGCAUGAUUCGAUGGUCACGGUGCGAUUAUCUGAGCCUGAGCCUGAAUUGGGAGGGUCUGCUGCUGGUUCUGGCACUGCUGCUGCGUUUGCUGAGACAGGAGGGAAAGACAAGGUCGACGAGUCUGGCGAUAAGGACGAGGACGACGACGAAGAAGACGACGACGAAGACGAGGAAGAGGAACAGGAGGCAAAAAUAGCACCAACUGAACAAAUUACGGGGGGAGUGAUACCCGAGGACGAUACCGAUGCGGACACUGUCUAUGAGACUGAGAUUGCGAGGAUGGAAGUCCCCUGCGUCAAGGACAGGGAGGUCAGGAGGGGGAGCCAUAAAAGCCAAAGCGAGACCGAGAGCGUGAACUGGGAAGUUCUGGAGCGGACAGAAGAGCAAGAGCCAAGGGAUCAAGAUACUGAAGAUUCCACAGCCCUUCUCCUCGCCCGUCUCGAACAAGAGAACAAUCUCCUAGCUACAAACCCGAAAUCCGGUCUCGCACGAGCACAAGCAGAACAACGUGUACAGCGCCGCCCGCCGUCUAUGCAGCAGCUUAAACAGAUGGUGAAUGCGCCCUCGCCUCCUGCGCUACGGUACUCCUUACUUCCCGCGCCUGCGAUGACAGACCUCGAGUUCUACGCUGCGGUGGUGCAGGACUACAAGCGCACUGCGCAGCGACUGCCGACGCUGCUGUCGAAGAAGAUCCGUGCGGGGAUACCGCCGCCGCUCAGGGGCGUGGUGUGGCAGAGCAUGUCUGGCGCAAGGGAUCUGGUGCUGGAGGAGGAGUAUGAGCGUCUGUGUGGGGGAUCGAGUCCAUACGAGGGGAUCAUUGGGAAGGAUCUCGGGCGCAGCUUUCCGGGUGUGGAGAUGUUUCGCGAUCCGAAUGGGGAGGGACAGAGGAUGCUGGGGAAGGUGUUGAGGUGCUUUAGUUUGUAUGAUCCCAAGAUUGGAUAUUGUCAGGGUCUGGGGUUCCUCGUGGGGCCGCUGUUGAUGCAUAUGGGCGAUACCCAGGCGUUUUGUAUACUAGUGCGAUUGAUAGAGAACUACGACCUCCGAAGCUGCUACCUCCCCGACCUCUCCGGUCUCCACGUACGCAUCUUUCAGUUCGGCGAACUGCUCAAACGCCACCUCCCCGCCCUCGCCGCACACCUCGACCACCUCCAAGUCGAACCCGCAUACGUCUCGCAGUGGUUCCUCUCCUUCUUCGCUGUCACCUGCCCCCUCCCUAUGCUCUUUCGCAUCUAUGAUGUGAUCUUCGCUGAAGGCGCUUCAGAGACUAUGAUGCGCGUCGCGCUCGCUGUGAUGCGCAAGAACGAGGAGCGCAUUACGGCUUGCGCAGAGUUUGAGGACGUUAUGCAACUACUUCUAUCUCGUGGACUCUGGGACUGCUAUCGCAUGGACGCAGACGCCUUUGUUAACGAUUUCGUUAGCUUGACGGGCACGAUCACAAAUGAUCUGCUGCAGUCGCUCGAGCGGCGAUACAGCGAGAGUCAGGAGAGCGGCAAGGCGCCUGCGCACUCCGCCGAUAUUGUAUCAGCGGGCUCGCGCUUCCUGGGGCGCAUAUGGAACUCCUCGUCGAAGAGCAUGACGCUCAACCCUGCGACGCUGGCGCCGUACCGGCGCGCGGGUAGCUUUUUAAGAAAGUCGACGAGCAAGCAGAGUAUGGCGUCUACGCUUGGGUCAGGGGAGGGGAGCACGGAUAGCUUGACGACGGAAGCGACGUCGCGAGGCUCAUCGCAAUCGGACGGCGCGUCGGUGCGUGGGCCGUCUACGGUGCUGUCAGCAGCGGUGGGGAGCCAGAAGGCGCUGGCGAGUAGUAACAACAGUUUAAAUGGGCAGAUUGAGGAUUUGCUCCUUGCGCUGAGCGAGAUGCAGAGGGAACAGGCUAUGUUGGCUACGCGGUUACAGAGGGAGAGAGAGGAGCGGGAGGAGGAUCGCGUGGCGGUUCGGUUGCUGAUUGAGGUGUUGAAGAAGAAUGGGAUGGAGGUUGAGGGGGAGGUGACGGAGGGGGAGAGGGGGAUUUGUAUGACCCCCGAGAAUAUGGCGGGUGAGGAGGCUGGGAAGAAGAGCGAUGAGGGGAGGGAGGGGUCAAAACAUGAUUCCCCGAUGGAACAUGCUGAAGCUUCGUCUUCGGCUGGGGUGACUUCGAGUACGACUGAAUCAUCACCCACCGAAACCGAAGGAUCCACACCAACACAGCCGUCUUCAACUGUUCCCCCACCCGAAUCCUCCCCCCACGACUCAGACGAGCAAUCCCCCGGCGGAACACCCACACACAUCUCCCUCACCAUCGCCGCCGCUUCCUCCCCUACACCCUCAACCCCCAGCAUACCCGCGCUCCUCACAACCCUCACGCACCGCUUCUUCACCACCUCGAACCGCGAUUCCGCAGUCCUCCAAUCAAAAGCUCAGCUGCGCGCCGACCUGGCUCACGCCAAGGGACAGCUGGGGAUGGAAGUCUCCAAGAACCAGGAUCUCGCUCGUCGGCUGCUGGACUGCGAGCGCGAGGUUAGCAAGUUAGGCGAGCAAGUGCGAGAAGGGCACGCGCAUGUGCGACAAGGCCAUGUUGAGCGGGGGAGAUUGGAGAAGGUAGUCUCGGAGUUAAGAAGUCGGCAGCCGGGCGCCAGCUCCAGCAACGACGGCGACGAGGGGGAGAGAAGCGACUGGAGCCGUCGCGCCUCAGCACAUAGUUCCAACGGCCUCCGCGAGCUGAAACUCGGCCGGCAGAAAUCAACACGCAGUCCCGCUUCCGGGCCGGGUGGGUUCGUGAAGAGAUCGAGUAGUUUGUAUACUUCCAUGGUUAUGGGGGAGGAUGAGGAGACACCCCCCGUGCCGCUGAGUCCGGGGGCGGCGAGUUUACAUGCGCCUAGUCUUGCGCCGAGUUUGACGGGAGGGGGAGAGGGAGGGGGGGAUAACGAUGCGUUGAUUUUAGAGCUUGUGCAGGCGAAAACGGCGGAGGCGACGGCGAGGCAGGAGGCGGAGGAGGCGAGGGGGAAGUUGGAGGCGCUGAGGAGGAUGGUUAGUGGGAGUGGGAAUGGGGGAGGUGGGGGGGGGUCGCCGUUGGAGAGGCAGGUUAGUCAGGGCGCGAGGAGUGGUGGGGGGACGCCCCCUGCUGCGACGGCGGCGGCGACGGGAGGGGGGUUUUGGGGGUGGGGGAAGAGGAGUGCGAGUUUGGCGGGGUUGCCGGGGGGGGAGAAGUAG
Molecule: messenger RNA, 3249 nt
Organism: Pseudogymnoascus destructans
Lineage: Eukaryota; Fungi; Ascomycota; Leotiomycetes; Thelebolales; Thelebolaceae
Exons: 3
Coding region: 1-3249 (1082 amino acids)
Source: RefSeq, a predicted model, not a curated record